Messenger RNA from Magnolia sinica, 735 nucleotides. RefSeq lists its product as uncharacterized. The record is from RefSeq and is a predicted model, not a curated record. Bases 80 to 469 code for a protein of 129 amino acids. Lineage: Eukaryota; Viridiplantae; Streptophyta; Magnoliopsida; Magnoliales; Magnoliaceae. The transcript is spliced from 4 exons.
ACGGGGUUUCUGAAUGUAAUCCUUGUGGCUGUUGUGAACCGUUUGGGCUUUUAGUUCCAGGUUACUGAGAGAAAAUGCAAUGAAGUUUUUGAUGGCUGACAUGUACAGAAACCCUGCGCCUCUUCAAUUUGAUGACCCGGGCUCAGAUGUCAAGUAUGUCACCCUAUGUGUUGAAGAUCAGGACUGCCUAGGCCAGAUAAAGAAGCUGCAGGAGUAUUUCGAAAAGAUGCACAUUACCUCUGAACGUCUUCACAAACAGUCGGUGGUAAUAAAACAGAUCUGCAACUUGUUUCUGCAGUGCCGGCCGACUUUCCCUGGUUUAUGGCUUUCCAACAUAACGCCCGAUUCAUACAACGUUCCUGAAGUUCAUGAGUCUCGAAAGUUACUGAUGGCUGCUAUCUUGGAGCGACAUUGGACCAGAAUGGAUUGUGCCCCUGUCGCUUUUACAUUGCACAUAGUGGACAUGUGAUCAUGGCCAGUGAGGUUGGUGUUGUAGGCAUCUGCCAGAAGAUGUCGUUAGGAAAGGAAGACAUCUGAUUGGUCCAGAAGGGGACCUUACUGAAACAGUUCAUGUGGAAGGCUAGGAAAGGAAGACAUUUGUAGUUUGAUUUGAAAACUUUAAAUAGAGCAUUAAUUGUUUUAUUGAUAUUGUGCUGAUUGUUGUCUUGAUGAAUGUUCAAUGGGUGAAAUAUGCACAGGUUCAAUCAUUUGUUGAUUAUGAUAUUGUUAGCUUUG